This is a messenger RNA of Drosophila albomicans, 829 nucleotides long. RefSeq names its product 39S ribosomal protein L12, mitochondrial (gene mRpL12). The record is from RefSeq and is a predicted model, not a curated record. Gene Ontology annotation, molecular function: structural constituent of ribosome. NCBI's taxonomy places the organism in Eukaryota, Metazoa, Arthropoda, Insecta, Diptera, Drosophilidae. Gene Ontology annotation, cellular component: ribosome; mitochondrial large ribosomal subunit. The transcript is spliced from 2 exons. The coding region runs from base 126 to 674 and encodes 182 amino acids. Gene Ontology annotation, biological process: mitochondrial transcription; translation.
UAAGUGUGGUAUAUUCUCUGCACUCGGUGUAAGGUAUAUUUUGAAAUUACUGCUGCGGUCACACUGUUGCUCACAUAACCUGCUGCGGCGUUUGCCCCAUUGAAAAACACAAAACCAAGUAAAAAAUGCAAAUCACACGAAUUGUUCUACGUCAGCUGAGGCGCUCCAUCAAUGUGCAACGCCAAUACAGCGCUGCUGCCCCCGCAGCGACAGCGGCUGCAACUGAGAAACUCGUGCCUCCGGUGCCAGAGGGUGCUCCAAAGCCGCCAAAUGUCAAACUGGAUAGUAUUGUGAACAACAUUGCGGCAUUGAAUCUGCUCGAAGUGGCCGAGCUGAGCACGCUGCUCAAACAGAAACUCAAUCUGCCAGAGACCGCAUUUGCACCACAAAUCGCCGUUGGCGGCCCAGUGCGUGCUGCUGCCGAAGACGAGGAGGAGGCGGCGCCCAAGAAGGUGCAGACAUCGUUCAAGGUGAAGAUGGUGAAGUUCGAUGAGAAGCAGAAGGUGGCGCUCAUCAAAGAGGUGAAAAAUCUGCUCGAGGGCAUGAAUCUGGUGCAGGCGAAGAAGUUUGUUGAGAGUGCACCGACUGUGGUCAAGGAGGACAUACCAAAGGAUGAGGCCGAGAAGUUAAAGGAAGCACUGACCAAGGCGGGCGCUGUCAUUGAAAUUGAAUAAGCGCUAAUGCUUAGUAGCUAGUUAUUUUGUUAUAAUAAAAAGUAAACUGUCAACCAACAGAAAACAAGAAUGUCAAAAUAUUAGAGCAGUAGAGCUAAAUUUAGCUGUUGCACAUUAACUUCGACUAUUUUGAAAACACAAUCCACUUAGCACCA